Molecule: messenger RNA, 3173 nt
Organism: Scatophagus argus
Lineage: Eukaryota; Metazoa; Chordata; Actinopteri; Scatophagidae
Gene: tmem41b
Product: transmembrane protein 41B
Exons: 7
Coding region: 131-982 (283 amino acids)
Cellular component (GO): endoplasmic reticulum membrane
Source: RefSeq, a predicted model, not a curated record
UGAAGGUAAAAGGUCAUUCUGUAUAACGUGUCAGCAGGCUGUCACCCACACCGGUGUCACUCCACUCGCCGGCUGUUGCUGUUUCACGCAACAUCGGUCACCUAACUGAUCUCGACGUUAUCUCAGAAAAAUGGCCAAAAAGCGGAGAGAAAGACGAGAGACCGACGGGUUGUCCUCGACGCAAGAGGAGGUGAAGGCGAGUGCUAGCGACUCUCAAGCGCUGAAAGAGGCUCAACGUACUGCAGGAGGCUCGGCACGCAUGUCUCUGCUGAUUCUGGUGUCUAUCUUCACCUGCGCUGCCUCAGCCAUGUACCUGGUCUACAGGAACUUCCCAGAGCUUCCUGAUGAUGAAAUGGAGAAAAUCAAGAUCCCUAAAGACAUGGAUGAUGCCAAAGCUUUGGGAACUGUGCUGUCUAAAUACAAAGACACAUACUACACCCAAGUGUUGGUGGCCUACUUUGCAACAUAUGUUUUCCUCCAGACAUUUGCCAUCCCUGGAUCUAUCUUCCUCAGCAUCCUGUCUGGUUAUCUGUACCCUUUUCCCUUGGCUCUUUUCUUAGUCUGCUUGUGCUCUGGCCUGGGUGCUUCCUUUUGCUAUAUGCUGUCAUAUUUGGUGGGCAGACCCAUGGUCUACAAAUAUCUUUCAGAGAGAGCACAGAAGUGGUCCCAGCAGGUUGACAAACAUAGAGAUCAUUUAAUCAAUUACAUAAUCUUCCUGAGGAUAACCCCCUUUCUUCCCAACUGGUUCAUCAACAUCACCUCACCUGUCAUCAAUGUGCCUUUGGGGGUUUUCUUCAUCGGUACCUUCCUGGGAGUGGCACCGCCUUCCUUUGUAGCGAUCAACGCAGGCACAACACUGUACAAACUGACCACAGCAGGCGAAGCAGUUUCCUGGAACUCUCUGGCUGUUCUCGGUGUACUUGCCGUGCUCUCGAUCUUGCCUGUCUGCUUCCAGAGAAAGCUGCAGAAGAAACUAGAGUAGAAGGCUAAAACAGUGCAGCACCUCAUCUGCAGGCUAAUCCCAACAUCCCCGCCCUUUGGCUCAGGAAUGUGCAGCUGUCACUCAAGUUGCUCUGCCUCAGUCUCAUAGACAGCUGUUGGUGUGCUGCUGGUGGGAGAAUCUGUGACCGCUGACACAAAAAGCAACUCACUGACAACAAAACGCAUGCAGUGGUGGGUUGUUCCUGAAGUAAAAUAUAACCAAGCGGCUGGUGGCCUGCCCAAGUUUUUUGGUUUCUGUGAAUUUUGUUGUUUCUUGUGGCACAUCAUGUAAAUAUGAGAAAUUAGCCUUUUGUUUUUAUUUAACUCACUGUUGAUUAUUGUUUCAUUUUCGCCAGGAAAUUAAAGGUGCUACUUCUAGGAUGUUGAAGUAAAACAAUUUAAUACUCCGAUUUAAGAAAAAAUACAGGUACCAUAUAUGGACAAAGAUGUUUUCCUGUAUGAAACUCCAUACAGUUAUUACUGGAAUAACUUUUACUAUUGCAUUCUCUUAGCAUAUCAAUUAUUGAAUCCUAUUAGUAGCACCUUUUAAAUUCCUCUCGCUUUUUAAUAUUUAUUUUAACAUUCUUGUGUCUUGUCUAAUUUCAACCCUUAUGAAGUGUACCACCACAUCAAUAACUGUCACACUACUGGUUGAAAGUAGAUCUUGCUUUCAAGAUACCUGGUGCUUGUCUUGGCUAAAAUGUGCAGUAUGAGGAAAGAAUGAAAGUGUCGGGAAGAAAAAUGUUAUGACUGAGCUUAGUAAGUCCUACUUUUGUUGACAUGUGGAUGAGUUCCCUUGUUCUACCUUGAAAGGUUCCUGCAUUCACUGCCCCACAAUUGACCCUUUUAUAUUUUCCCAUUUCUGUUCUUAUCAGUUACCCAAAGCAGCUUUUUGCACUGUAACUUCCAAGGAACAGACUAAGCUGAUGUCAUCACAACACAGCUGAUUAUGUGUGGCCAACAUGCAGCCCAAAAAAGAUAAUGAAAAGCCAAAUAGAGUCAUCUUGGCUUAUACAUUUGAAAAAUCCAGGAUGAGAUGUGUUCUCGAGUUGCACGUCUUGGUGUGUACACAGAUUGUAUGUGUCCAUCUCUGUACCAGGACCAUUUCCAUUAUAGAACUGGAGUUACCAUGGAUGGAUGGGUAACGGUGCCCUCAAUAAGACUGCCAAUGGACUGAAGUAUCCAAGCCUUACCUUUCUUUUUACUCCUUCCAUUUUUCACCAGAUGUAUUAUGAUGCAUAUUUUGUGUCCUUUAAAUUGGUUUACGUGGCUGAUUAUGUCCUGUGCUAUAAAAGCUUAAUAAUUGUUUUCAUUUAGUGUUGUUGAUAGAUUUUUUUUUUUUAAAUUGCCUGUGUACCAAGGUAACAUAUUGCUGCUGUUUAAAAACUUUCUGGACGCGCUCCAGAGACGUUGAUGCAGUGAAUGUAUGCACAGACAACUUAUCCAGCAGACCUUUCUUUAAUUUCUCAAAACUACACACUUAGAGAGGGAGUCGGUUUUGUGCAUAUUGAGAUUUCCUGUUCUUACUUUAACGUCUUAUUCAACACAUUUACUGGGUACUGCUGCAAGAUAAUUAACUUUUGAAACCCGGAUUUGAAUUGACUUCACAAGUUACACGUUUUCUGGGAGAUUUGAGUAGUUUUACUGUAUUAGAAUUUUCUGCUGUCGUACUUCAUGUAGCAGGGAAUAACGCUACUUCGGUCAAAUGUUUUAUGGUUUUUACUCAUUUAUGAGGGAGCUGCAUUUGUACACCUGAUGUUUUGGAAAAUUUACCUUCACUAAGGUAUAUAAACUGAUCCUCAAAAUAUAUUUUAUGUUUUAAUAUUUAAAUAAAAGCUAGAUUCACUGCUUUGAAGUUCUGCAUAAUGCUAAACAUGCCAAGGUGAUAGAUUUUAAUUGAUUUUUUUCCUCUGUUUGCUAAAAUGUUGUAGGCUGAACCUCUUAUAAACCUCAUGCUAAACAUAUACUCAAAUUGGAUAUAUAGAUGCAGUUUUUUUCCACUUUUGUCCAUUCUGUCAAAGAUAUGAGAUAAAUCUUGUGUAAUCCUCUGUUAACAUUUCAAAAAGCAGUAUUAUUUUGUACUAAGCAGCGAUGUAUUGCAGUAUGAAGUGUUUACAGAUUGCACAUUUCUGUCCUGUCUAAUCAAAUUUAUGGGGUUUUAUAUUUAUUGAAUCAUUAAAAUUAUCUUUACA